Molecule: messenger RNA, 2662 nt
Organism: Planococcus citri (citrus mealybug)
Lineage: Eukaryota; Metazoa; Arthropoda; Insecta; Hemiptera; Pseudococcidae
Exons: 3
Coding region: 286-1155 (289 amino acids)
Source: RefSeq, a predicted model, not a curated record
UUCAAGUAGUGGUUCAUUCAAAAGCCAGUACAUGGUGCUUUUUUAAGCCGCUCAAUUAUUAGUGUUCGAAGACGUAAUAAUUUUUAUGUAAGAAAUAAAUCAUCUUGUGCGAAUUUUCACCCAAUUUGCAUUCUUGGUUGUGCGGUAAUCGAGGAAAUUUUUUUCAUCAGUUUAGAAACUCCUCGUGUUGAGGUUUUUAAUGAACGUCAAUAAUUUUGAGUCGAGUGUUGGAUAAUUCACGUAAUUUUUUCGAGUAUUUACUUAAAUGAAUCGAUUUCUUGAGAAAUGAUGCCUCUUCGUAAUUUGCGCAAGUUAUGGGAAACUUCGAAACAGAAAGAUACUUCUUCAGAAUUGGAUAUCGAUUGCGAGAAAAAAUUGGAAAAUUGUUCAGAUUCCAAAGCAGCUGGAGCUCAAUUACCUCUCUUACAAGUAUGGCCUAGUCAAGACUCUCCUCACAAACCUGAAACUGGCGGACAACAUUUCAUUUUCAAUUGCGAGGAUGUCAGCAGUACUUUGCAAAAUGACUCUGGAAUUGAUUCUGUUCAGGCGAGUCCGUCUUCGAGACCAAGCCAAUGCUACCAAUCAGCCGACGAAUUAUCGCCAACUCCAUCGAAUAAAAGUCGCCGCACGAGUUGCUCGUUCCUGCAUCCGAAUCACGCUCGCUGGAUACGAAAUUCCAUUCCUCACGAGCAGGUCACCGUCGAAGAGCCGAUCGAUCCUGGUGGCAAUACUGUGGGCUCUGGAUCAUCAUCAACGGCCUCGUCAAUGACCAGUAUCGCGGGCGCUGUACCUCAACUAGGAGCCAGACAUUCGGAUCCUUGGGAUCGUCGAAGAAGCAGCGUGAUGACCAGAUACUCGUUAUUCGACGCUUUAGAUUUGGAGUACGCGCUUCUAAGGGCGGCUACUAGGAACAGUAUAGGGCAGAGUAGUCUAUCGCAGUCCAUACAUAAGCUCACUUUUACCCAAAGUUUAGCAUUUCCAGCGCUCGCCAAAGGAUUGGCGGGUAAAAGAAGACCUUCUCAAGUACGAUCUUCCAACCGACCCGAUUCCACCGAUUCCGGAUUAAACGCUUUGGCUAAAAUUAUCACCGUCAUCGUGCUCUUCAUCGUUAGUCUCAUGGUGUUUGGUGUGGUUUUCAAAUACGUGCGGACGUGAGGUUUGCUAGUGUCCCAUGUAGUGGGGCACGUUAAUUAUCCGGCUAAUUUAACCAUUACCGAUGAUAGUAAUUCAUCCGAGUAAACGUUUAAUUUCGAUUUUUGUUUUUCUCGCGUCAUGUCGUGUGCGGUGGUUUUUUUUUCGUAAAUCGAAUUACCUUCCCGAGCUUGUGUGAUAAUUCAUGUUCUUGUGUGUGUGUUUUUUUUGUCCCCCUUUUUUUUCUAUAAGUACUUAACUUUAUAACGCGACUCGUCUGAUUUUGUUCGUCUUGAAAUACUUACGACGACAAGUUUUUCUUAACGAUGUUAAAAAUUGCAAUACUUUUUAUCGGCUUGCAACACGGUAAACUCGAGUACGUCUUCCAAAUUAACCUACGAGCCGCUGGGUAAGUUUUUAUCGAGUUAUGAAAAGUUUUUAAAAUUCAACGUCUUGUAAAUUUUAAUUCUUUCGCAUGAAUUUUACAACCAUUUCUAUCGUACCUACUUAUCCCAAAUGCCGCAGAUAAGCGAAAUUAGCGUAAUUUUUUUACUUAAUUCGACCUACAACUACGAAUAUACCGAGCAAGUAGCAAGUUCAAGCACAGUUGAGUUUUCUUUUGGUACCGGUAGUGUCGUAAGUUUAUGCUGGAGCUGAUAUACCAACUUCAAUUACAAUUAUGUACGAUGAGUUGCCUAAUUUGUGAAAAUGAAGACGCAAAAGGCAAAUGAUCGCCUGAAGAAUUUUUAAUUUGGAUGUUUCCUUAGUUGCUUCUAUUGUGCUGUUUACUCGGUUUAAAUUUUCAUUUGUGCUUUGAGUGAAAGCUACAUUGCUCGUGGGUAGGUGGGUUUUGUACGUGAUUUAGAACUGACUCUUGGAGAAUUGGAGAAAGUUUAUGGAAAAGAAAUGAUCCGAGCUGUUUUUGAUAGCUUUUCCCUCAUUUUGAAGUCUUGCGCGAAUAUUAUUUUAAAAUUGUACUUGUUGAAAAAAGAUCUCAUUUGUUUUCCUUUGCAGAGAAAGAUUUCUUCAAACAAUAGGGUAUUCUUGAAAACGCCAAAACAAAAUAAAAAUCUGGAACUCGGUUCAUUAAAUCUGAAGUAGAACCCAAAUCGAUUGCCACCAUUUUCCAGUUACUUUGAAGCAUCCAACAGAAACAUAUUAUCCUCCAGAAAUUUCAAAUCACUUCAGAAAGCAUUAUGAACAUCGAGAGCUGAAAAUAUAACCCUGUCAUAUAGAAAUGGACCCACCGACUUGAUUUUCACCAUUUUCGGGCCUAUCUGAAUCCUCCAGCAAAAGUUCCACUUUUCUCAAGUAAUUUUAAAUCACUUCAGAAGGCGCUGUUUUCGGCAGCUGAAAUAUGAUCCUGUCAUAAGUUCGACCUUGUGAAUUGAUUAAAACAGGCCUUACUCCUCAAAAAUCUUUCUCUUCCUGUUUUUUUUUCUCUCAGAUUUAGAUACUUGAAUGCGAUUUGUAGAUUUUUAUUCAAUUUCACGAAAAUAAGUCAACCUGACGAGAAAACAGCUGGAUAUUU